Molecule: messenger RNA, 2055 nt
Organism: Dromiciops gliroides (monito del monte)
Lineage: Eukaryota; Metazoa; Chordata; Mammalia; Microbiotheria; Microbiotheriidae
Gene: UGDH
Product: UDP-glucose 6-dehydrogenase
Biological process (GO): polysaccharide biosynthetic process; glycosaminoglycan biosynthetic process
Cellular component (GO): nucleus; cytosol
Molecular function (GO): UDP-glucose 6-dehydrogenase activity; NAD binding
Source: RefSeq, a predicted model, not a curated record
ACUCCAACAAAAACUUACGGAAUGGGAAAAGGUCGGGCAGCUGAUCUGAAGUAUAUUGAAGCCGUGGUGCUAGACGGGAUUGUACAGAACUCAAAUGGGUAUAAAAUUGUGACUGAGAAAAGUACUGUCCCAGUCAGGGCAGCAGAAAGUAUACGGAGAAUAUUUGAUGCAAACACAAAACCCAAUUUGAACUUACAGGUGCUCUCCAAUCCGGAAUUCUUAGCAGAGGGCACAGCAAUCAAGGACCUAAAGAACCCUGACCGGGUGCUGAUUGGUGGAGACGAAACCCCCGAGGGACAGAAAGCUGUCCGUGCCCUGUCUGCUGUCUACGAACACUGGGUUCCCAAAGAAAAGAUCCUUACAACCAACACUUGGUCUUCAGAGCUUUCCAAAUUGGCAGCUAAAUGCUUUUCUUGCCAGAGAAUCAGCAGCAUUAACUCUAUCAGUGCCCUGUGUGAAGCAACAGGAGCUGAUGUAGAAGAGGUUGCAACAGAUGGGAUGGACCAAAGAAUUGGAAAUAAGUUCUUGAAAGCCAUUGUUGGCUUUGGUGGGAGCUGUUUCCAGAAAGAUGUUUUAAAUUUGGUUUAUCUCUGUGAAGCUCUGAAUUUGCCUGAAGUGGCGCGUUAUUGGCAACAGGUAAUAGACAUGAAUGACUACCAGAGAAGAAGAUUUGCUUCCCGGAUUAUAGACAGUCUGUUUAAUACAGUCACUGAUAAGAAGAUAGCUAUUUUGGGAUUUGCAUUCAAAAAAGACACUGGAGACACAAGAGAAUCCUCUAGUAUCUACAUAAGCAAAUAUUUGAUGGAUGAAGGAGCACACCUCCAUAUUUAUGAUCCUAAAGUACCAAGGGAACAAAUAGUUGUGGAUCUCUCCCAUCCUGGUGUUUCAAAGGAUGACCAAGGUGAGUCUUUGAUUCUCAGCAGACUGGUGACCAUUACAAAGGAUCCAUAUGAAGCAUGUGAUGGAGCCCAUGCUGUUGUCAUUUGUACUGAAUGGGAUAUGAUCCCAGAAUUGGAUUAUGAACGUAUUCACAAAAAAAUGCUGAAGCCAGCCUUUAUCUUUGAUGGUCGGCGUGUCCUUGAAUGACCUUUCCCCAAUGAAUUACAAAACCAAUUGGCUCUCCAGGGAUUUAGUCAAAUUGAAACAAUUGGCAAGAAGGUAUCUUCAAAGAGGAUUCCAUAUGCAUCUUCAUGUGAAAUUCCAAAGUUUAGUCUACAGGACCCACCAAACAAGAAGCCAAAAGUAUAGGCAUUGUCAUUUUUGUAUUUUAAGUAUUGCAAAAUCAUGAAUACCCAUAUUAUAUUAAAAAUAGCAAACCAAUGAAGUGUUUUUAAGGAAACAAAACUUAUUUUUUUAGUGAUUUAAAUCAAGUUUUUAAAAGCUACAUGGCUGGUAGCAUACCUAGACAUCUUAAAUCUAGAAUCUAUUUUCUCUAUAUUUUUAUAAUAUUUUAUUAGUUGUUGAAUGAGCACAUGGAAAAUAAUCACAAUGAUUUUAAUGGUAUCAAUUUUUGUAAAAAUUAAACUUCAGAUCUUACUUUAAAAUAUGUUCAUAACAUAUGCUUCAAUUUUAUACCUUUCUAUGUUUUAUUCAUCAGUGUAUUUAAAAUAAUUAAAUGUGUUUUUGUGAUGACUUAAAAUUUUUAUGUUAAAUACCAAACUGACUCUUCUUGAACUUGUCAGAAAAUGCCACAAAGUGAUCCUAGUUUGGUAGGGUAUGAUUGUCAGUGCGUCUGAUCUUAGAGAAAGGUAGUACAAUGAAUAGCCCUGGGCCUUUUAUGUUGUCAUCUUUAUAAACAUAGAACAUAUGCUCUCAUGGUUGUUCUGAGUCCUGUACUCCAUUUUUCAUGAUGACUUUCAAAGUGAAAAACUGGAUAAAAACAUUCCUUAACACACCUUAGUGGGGGGGAGUAGGGAGAGCACAUUGAGUUGCUUAUUUUUGUUCCAAAGAGUUAGUCAUCUUGUCUUUGUUAAGCUAAAAUAUGUGAAAACAAAUUAUUUACCUUACGAGAAAAAUAAAUAAAUAGCUUGGUCUAUUUGUUCCUACCUUCCAUAA